This is a messenger RNA of Paramisgurnus dabryanus, 611 nucleotides long. The record is from RefSeq and is a predicted model, not a curated record. NCBI's taxonomy places the organism in Eukaryota, Metazoa, Chordata, Actinopteri, Cypriniformes, Cobitidae.
CUGCGCUUAACUUCAACAGUUUUGAUCGGAUGAUAUUUGUUAUUUCCUUGUGGCAGCAACCAUGGAUUUAAGAGGAAAGGGGUCUUUUAUCACGCAUAACAACACAGCAUACAUCCCACCGUCUCUGAUGCCCGGGUAUUGUGGACAUGUCCCAACAACAAAAUACCUUUAUGGAGAGACAUUUGGCAAUUCAACACUAAAGUACUUCCAAAACAGUCGAUCUGCCAUCAUGGCGUCUAGCAAAACGCAUUACAAUACAGGUGAUGUACCUGUGACGACCCUGCGCUCCCAUACGCACACUCAGUCAUCCAUCGUGCCCUACUGGGUUCGGUACAACAUUGACUUUAAAAGACAGAAAGAACUCAAGGACUUUAACAUUUUGUCCCAGAAGCACAGGGAAAAUUACAAAGAUAAGACUGGCACUGUGGAGUCUGUCAACUACUUUGUCGUACCAGCAAAUGAGAUGGAUAGCAGCCCAUCAGAAUCAAUAGUCUAUGUUGGGUCUGAAUAAAUGGCAUUGAAGUAGCAUCCUGCCUUCACAGCUGAUGAGAUUUGGAGUCAACUACCAUCAGGAUGGCCUCCAGGGGCCGCUAAUUACAAACUUACUGUAU